UCCAGCAACUAACAACUGUUUUCCUUAGGGAUUCAUCAGCAAAUCAUUGUUAGCUGAUGAACUGUUUGGUCCAUUAAUUGUUGGAGUUUGGUGGGAAAUGUCACAGUUUCACUGUGUGUUUAUAUUGCUAGUGUAGUUUGAACCAAAUGAAAACCAAAACCCCAAGACACUCAGUCGCCGUCUGCUCGUUGUGAGUCAUUUUAGCUCCUCAGUUGUGUAUCACUUUGUGAAACCACCACCUUUUCUAAUGGUUUUCCUGUUUUCACCACAUCUGAAAGAUUUCUAGAUAGGCUGAGAAACGUUUAUUACAUUUCGCCACAGUUCGAAAAGAACUGAAAACAUUGUAGUGAAGGUUUAGCAGCUGCUUGAUAUGGUGAAAAUGUUUAACCUGAAAGUGCUGACGUGUUCUUUUAUGCCAAAUUGAAAGAAGAGCCUUUCCUGCAGCUUGUUAAAUGUCUCAAGUAUUUUCUUUAACACUGAAGCAGGAGGAAUGGUGAGAGGAAUUCAGAGUGGACACGGAGGACAGAGCAUUCUUGCAAGUCAGAGCACAUACUUGUGGUUUCAGCAAGAAGUUUUUUAGGAUUUCUCUGUUAUUUUGCACGGCAGAAAGUGGAAUUUCAAAGCCCAAAAUGGUGAUUACCUUUCAACUGGAGUCAGAAAAGCCAAGUCACUGCCUAUUGCAGCUGCAGACUGAAACCACAACGUUUCAAGAAGUAGCUCUCGUCAUCUUCUUCCCGCUGAAUCAUUUCCUGUGUCCUCUGCUCUCUCUAAUUGCCUGUCAGUUGAUCUUUCCUUACUGUAGAUCAUUUAGGUGCUUUCCCUGCCUUCUCUUUCUUUGUUAACCUUUCCCCUCACUGAUGUUUAAUUUUCUUGAUCUUAAAAAAGCACAUUUUGUUGUCAUUCUGGUUAUGAAUGCUGGCUAAAUUCCUUCUAAACAUGCCUCUGGCCUUCUACAAUAUCCCAUUCAUUUGCAGCAAAGUGGAUCCAGUGGAUGAAACAUGUGACCUUAGGAAACGGUGAGCAUGUGAGCAUGUGAGUCAGUAAUCUGCCCACCCGAGCAGCCUCAGGGUUGGAUGUCCCAUGGUGCUCCACUCUCUCGCAAAGUCAGUCGACGUGGCACAAUGACUUAUUCAAACGUCAUCGUGACAUCACGUCGAAGGGCGAGUUUGAGAAAACACACUUUUAUUCUCAGUUGGUUUGUACUGGGUUAUUCUGUCUCCAGUCCAUAUCUGUCUUUUUCAACUUUAUUGGUUUCUUUGUGUGUAAGAAGAACGUGCCACAUGCAUGUGAAUCUACUUUCAGCUGCAUAAAGAGGACUUGUUUCUCUUAUCUUUAGCUGCGUUUUCCUGGUUCUGGACGACACAUCAGGCAUGUCCGAAGAUAAAAUCCCCUGUAAAGAAAAUCUCCUGUCACAGUUGGUUGAUAUGGAGCUGCAGUAUCAGAUACAGGAGGAAUGUGGCUGUUUGGUGUCUCGGCUCUGUGGCACUUCUCUGUGUUGUGUCUCCUUUCAGAUGCUCCCUGUCUUCUGGUUCUUGUGUUGGGUGAAGGAUUUCGCCCUCUCAGUCAUGGUGGCCUGUCAAAUCAAUGCACCGCUCACACAGAUACAAACAGGCCAGUUGUUAUUAAUGAAGCGGGUUGUUUAAAAUAUUCCAUGGUUUUGGGGCCAUUUCAUGCAGUUUAACUAACCUUCAUAGUUGCAGCAAGUUGUCAGGUCAUUUAUCAAGUUAGCUGUGCUUCAUUUGAAAGGUUUUUAGAGCCCAGAGGUGAUGAACAUUGAGCAGAACAUUGAGAAAUCAACAUAAUUUUGCACAGCACUAAUAUGUUUAUUGUUCCUGUUUCUUUAGUCAUCCUGUGACCUGCUCAUAUUUAUUUAAGAACCCUUUGGAGGGAUCCAACUCUCAGGCACCACUGCUUUGACCCAGUGACCUUCCUAACCUAGGUUAAAUACUGUCCAUGUUUUAAAAUGUUUUUUCAAACUGUCCUUUUUCUUACAUGUCCGAGAUAAGACAGAUAAAGAGACUGUUUUUUCCAAAGAGAUGAAACAUACUGCAGACUAAAAUGUGGAUGCUGCGACCGCAUCCAGGAAAGCGCAUGAUGAGAGGAGGCGUGACACGCCGGGUCACAUGAGCGUCACCAGCGGCUCUGGGGCCAGAGAGCAUCGGGGAUCCCGGAACGCCAUGUCACCGGCUGAUAGUAGCACCAUGCUGGGGUGGAGGAUGGGGAUAUAACCACGCUGUGAUCACCCCGCUGACAGGGUGAAUUUCCUUUCUCCAUCGUUGGUGUCUGCAAACUCUCGCUCUGUCGUCCGGGCUCGGACUCAAAAGACCAAAACUGGCCUGAGCCAGCUCACUACAGCCAUGAUGUCCAAGUCAGCUUUGCUGAAGGUGAUCCUUCUGGGUGAUGGCGGUGUCGGGAAGUCCUCGCUCAUGAACCGCUACGUCACCAACAAGUUUGACUCGCACCUCUUCCACACUAUUGGUGUGGAGUUCCUCAACAAGGAGCUGGAGGUGGACGGGCACCACGUCACUCUGCAGAUCUGGGACACGGCGGGUCAGGAGCGCUUCCGCAGCCUCCGCACGCCUUUUUACCGCGGCUCCGACUGCUGCCUGCUCACCUUCAGCUUGGACGACGGACAGAGCUUCCGCAACCUGGCCAACUGGAAGAAGGAGUUCGCUUAUUAUGCUGAUGUGAAGGACCCUGACAACUUCCCCUUUGUGGUUCUGGGCAACAAACUGGAUGUUCCUGAACGUCAGGUGUCAGGGGAGGACGUGAGACAGUGGUGCCGCGAGAACGGCGGACACCCGUACUUUGAGACAAGUGCCAAGGAUGCUACCAAUGUAGCAUCGGCCUUCGAGGAGGCGGUACGCCGUAUUCUGGCGCUGGAUGACAGAGCUGAUCACCUCAUCCACACCGACACGGUGGACUUACAGAGGAAGACUCACACUGAUCCCACCUGCUGCUGAGCUGUUCACCAGCUUGUGUUCAGUGUGUAAUGCCCUCGGUCGGACACUCGACCAGGAUCAGACAUUUUAAGCCAAUUUUUAAUAUAUUUCAGACCGAAACUGACAAUGUUUUCACCACAAUGUAACAUUUUCACACCAUCAAAGGAUCAAAAACUCUCCUGAGUCAAGAACAUUUGUGAAAUGUCUUUGUACAUUUUACAGUUUCACUCAGUUAUCAGUCCACGACUGGCUGAAGUUUAAUUUAAAUUUUAAAUGCUGCUUUAUCGAAGGUUAGUGUAGUGAAGGGGUUUUCUUUGAUAAAAGUUAAAGUACGUCACUUCCAAAGUAUUAACAGUUCUCUAAACAUGGUACUGACACCACAGAAAGUGUCUGAGACUCCAGAUGGCUGGACCUUUUAGUCCACAAAAAGAGAAGUCCUCAGGUUUUUUUCUGCCUCUAGAAGCAGACAGAGAGUAAAGCUAAUCACUCAGCAGAAACUGUACAACCACGUUUACAACUGAAGUAUUGUGAUUUGGUGCUGACUGACCUUAAACAAACCCAGAUUUUUCAGGUCUUUUAUUACACAAAGUGCCUUUACAAAACGACUAAAUCAAAGUUAAGUGCUUAAAAGUUUUUUUUAAAUAUCAUUAAAAAAUGUAAUAAUAUCAUUUAAUAUCAUCAUCAAUAUCUUUUUUUUAAGAUAAAAGAACUGUUUCUAGUAGUUAUUUUUCCAUUGACAGAUUUCAUAUUCAUUGAUCUAUAUCCGUCCUCUCACUGUGAAAACUGGAGCUCACUGCUGAACCUGAAAUUGGCCUGUAUGAUGUUCACUAGCACUGCUUCUUUAAGGCAAAUGACUCCCAGAAAAAUGUCUUCUGCAUAUUAUUCUUUUUUCUUUCCAUUUGACAAGCAGUACCCUCUUUGUCCACAAGGCUGCAGUCAUGUAUCAGAGAUCAGUUUGAGGCCUCACAGGAACACUGGUGAGCUGGUUUAAGACUCUGCACAGUCACAAAGUGUUUUCACUGAAGGUGGCAGAGCGUUUCUGGGAAAAUGCGGAGUCAACAAAUUGUAUGAAUUAAAAAGAUUUAGUUUCCAGAGCAGUAGAAACAAUCUCAGUGGGAGAAUGUCAGUCAAGUGCAGACUAAUCUGGCAGUGGAAGUGAGAACCCCUGUGUGGGUGGACGGUGGAUGUCUGAGGUCUGUCCUGACAGAAGUCCAGUCUGCAGCGGUGAGUAUUCACUGGUUUCACAACUGUAAUAAUUCAAACCACAUCCUGAUUUUGUCAGACGUCCAUAGAAAUGAAAUGAAUCGUGUCAUUUGGCAGCUUCUAGUGACAUUUUGAGAAAACAAGACCUACUUUCCUUGGAAAGUUUGUUGACGCAGCAGCUAAUCAACUGGCAACAGCUGUUGAGUGAGUUCGUCAGAAAAAUGCUGUCGACCUUAGAAAAACGUAGGAUUCUAUUUACUACAGCUACAAUUAAAAUUAUUUUUGUCCUGUAGUGAAAUGAGUAUUAUUUUUGUGGGUUACAUGAAUUUAGAAUGCUUUUAGAAUUUAGCUUUUAGAAUGUAAGAAGCUGCUGAUGUUGGAUUGCUAUUUUUCAUUAUUCUUUAAUGUUUUAUAGAACUAAAGCAAUCGAUUAUUUGGAAAAAAAAAAAAGAUUAAUCAGUGCUGAAAAUCAUAAUUUUUAGCUGCAUCAAUAUAAGCAAAAACAAAACAAAAAAAAACUCAUCAAAUCACUUCAGAGACCAGAAACUCAAGAAAGAGGCAGGAGACAACGGUGUCACGAUAAUAAAAAAUAUCGGUUUUACUAGAGAAGGUUACAAAAAUCAUCACUAUA
Toxotes jaculatrix (banded archerfish) is the source of this 4776-nucleotide messenger RNA. Its product is annotated as ras-related protein Rab-9A-like. The transcript has 2 exons. Gene Ontology annotation, biological process: Rab protein signal transduction; retrograde transport, endosome to Golgi. Gene Ontology annotation, molecular function: GTP binding; GTPase activity. Bases 2358 to 2963 code for a protein of 201 amino acids. Lineage: Eukaryota; Metazoa; Chordata; Actinopteri; Toxotidae. The record is from RefSeq and is a predicted model, not a curated record. Gene Ontology annotation, cellular component: late endosome; phagocytic vesicle; lysosome.